Poecilia latipinna (sailfin molly) is the source of this 3425-nucleotide messenger RNA. RefSeq names its product Wilms tumor protein homolog. Bases 503 to 1840 code for a protein of 445 amino acids. The transcript has 10 exons. The record is from RefSeq and is a predicted model, not a curated record. NCBI's taxonomy places the organism in Eukaryota, Metazoa, Chordata, Actinopteri, Cyprinodontiformes, Poeciliidae. Gene Ontology annotation, molecular function: RNA polymerase II cis-regulatory region sequence-specific DNA binding; DNA-binding transcription factor activity, RNA polymerase II-specific. Gene Ontology annotation, biological process: regulation of transcription by RNA polymerase II. Gene Ontology annotation, cellular component: nucleus.
GUUACUCCCUUCUUUUCCCCACCGAAAUGAUCGAGAAACAAAUUUUAAAAAUUCGGUUCCAUGUUUAGGAUGUAAGUGUGAAGGUGUGUGUGGACAGUAGAUGAAUGAAGUCAGAGGUUUCUGUCCCACAUCUGACUCCACCUCCUCCACCCUCCUCACACACACUCACAGAUCCUCAGGCGAACACAGUGGAGGGAAAAGAGGUCUACUCCUCCUCACUCCUCCACUCCUCUUCCUUCAUUCACAGAGAAACCUCUGAGCCGAAGCCCUUCUUCUUCCUGGAUGGACCCUCAGAGCCAUUAAGCUGAUAGCUCUGGAUGGAAACCGAAGAUCUGAGCUGCUGGGGGGGGGAAGCUGCCAUGAACUUUAGCCGGACUCGAGGAGCCUCCAGAGUGUGAAGGACACAGAGCUCGGAGAAGAAGGAUCCACAGGGUGUCGCGUGAAAGGAGACAAGACUGAUUUAAAAAUUGCCUCCAGUUUUUUAGGCUUUCGCCCCUGGACCAUGAUGAGUUCAGACGUGCGUGAUCUGAACUCCCUGCUGCCCUCGGUCCCGCCGGGUCCCAGUCCCGGCUGCACAGCGCUGCCAGUUAGCACGGCCCCUCAGUGGGCUCCCGUCCUGGACUUCCACACCGCCGCCUCCCCUUACCCCUCCCUUGCUGCUCCCCACUCCUCUCUGGGGCCCCACUCCUUUAUCAAGCAGGAGCCCAGCUGGGGAGCCACAGGGGACCCCCACCACCACGACACAGACCCCCACUGCGGUCUCAGCGCCUUCACCGUGCAUUUCUCGGGUCAGUUCACGGGCACCGGGGCCUGCAGGUAUGGGGCAGCGUUUGGGGCCCCUCCUCCUGCCCCGGCGGCACCCAGCCAGCCUACGCCUGUGGCGGCCCCUCACCACCACCAGCCCCCCAGCAGGAUGUUCAGCAACCCGUCGUAUCUGAGCAGCUGCAUGGACACCCAGCCAGCGGCCCGCAACCAGACAGGUUACAGCACGGUGGCGUUCGACGGGGCCGGUAAUUACGGGCACACUCCUACGCACCACAGCUCGCAGUUCUCCGGCCACUCCUUCAAGCACGAAGACGCCCUAACCCAGCCGAACACAAUGGGUGAGCAGCAGUAUCCCGUACCGCCUCCCGUUUACGGCUGUCACACACCGUCGGACAGCUGCGCCAGCAGCCAGGCUCUGCUGCUGAGGAACCCCUACAACAGCGGUGACAAUUUAUAUCAAAUGACCUCUCAGUUGGAGUGUGUGGCAUGGAACCCUGUCAAUACACUGGCAUCCACCAUGAAGAGCCACGCACCGGGCUACGACAGUGACCCCAGCACCCCGAUGGUGUACAGCUGCAGCACGCAGUACCGCAUACACACACACGGAGUCUUCAGGGGCAUUCAGGACAUGCGGCGGGUUCCCAGCAUCGCUCCGGCCAUAGUUCGAUCAGACGCCAGCGAAAAGCGCCCGUUCAUGUGUACUUAUCCCGGAUGCAACAAGCGCUACUUCAAACUGUCGCAUCUGCAGAUGCACGACCGCAAACACACAGGGGAGAAACCCUACCGGUGUGACUUCACAGACUGCGGCCGCAGUUUUUCCCGCUCUGAUCAGCUGAAAAGACACCAGAGGAGGCACACAGGAGUUAGACCAUUCGAAUGCGAGACGUGUCAGAGAAAGUUCUCUCGGUCUGACCACCUUAAGACACACACACGGACUCAUACAGGUAAAACAAGUGAGAAGCCGUUUAACUGUCGGUGGCCGAACUGUCAGAAGAAGUUCGCCCGCAGCGACGAGUUGGUGCGGCACCACAACAUGCACCAGAGGAACCUCAGCAAGCUCCAGCUUUCCAUCUGAGUCGCAGUUUUAAACGUGCGGCUCACUCCUGACGUGAAAGUAAAAAAUGCCGAGUGUCUGUAGAGUCAGGUUAAAGAGUUACAAUUUUAGAUUUAAAAAAAACAACAAAAAAACUGUCUUACGGUUUCAGAAUCUCAACUAAGCUGUCUGCAGGCAAAAGUCCUGGCUUUUCUAUGUAAAUGUCGUGUAGAUAGGAGAACGGUGUGGUUUGAAAUUUUGUUUGGACUUACAAUACUGUGCAAAACUCUCCGACCAUCCAGAAUUUCUCUAUACUCUGCUUCCAGCGUGUGGCAUUUCCUUGGAUUAUUUUAAAGUUGUACAGAUGAUUAUUUCUCAAGGAUUUGUGAAGGUCUUUUUAAAGUUUUGUUCUGUUACUUUUAGUUGACUUUUCUAAAGGCAAAUUAAGAUUUUCCCAUCCCUGGAGGUUAUUAUUAUUAUUUUUUAAAAGGCCAGAAAUUACCAUAAACACUGCUUAGCUGGUUCUAGUGCUCACUUAGCACCAGCUCUUUUUGUUUCUGCCACCGAAAGCAUGAACUUUGUCACCUUAAAACCGGUUCUGCGUUAACAACGAGUCUUUACUAGUCUAGAUGUAAUAACUGUGACAACUUUGUUUAAAAUGUCGGUUUAAUUGUCAAUCAAUGCACUGAUCUUGGGACAUAAGAAACUUGUUUAUUCAGUAUUUCCCGUCACAUAGUGACAGCAGCUCAAGCCAGAGCACAGAGUUGGUUCUGUUAAUUUUAGUUAAAGCAACAGUCUGCAACCAGCGGUUCUGGAGCCAUUUCUUCCAUUUUCCAUUAUGGCUAAUAACUUUAAUGAUUAGUGGACCUAAUGUUAGUUACUAACAUAUUAAAUCUCUGUUCUUAAGCAUAAAUAUAAUAAAAAAAAUGCAGGUUUUAAGAGUUUUCAGAAUUAGCACAACAGAAAGUACCAGUAAUAUUUUUAGAUGCUUUUGUUUUUUUGUCGUUGAAAACUGUGUGCUUUUUUAACACAUAACGUUUUUCACAAAUAUCAACGUCCCAUUGAAGAAAAUGUCGCCUCUUUAAAAAGAAAACAAAUAAAUAAAUACAUGUAUAAAGGCGGUUCUUUAAAAUUUAUGGGAAAAUUCCCAUAGUAGACAUUUAUCAAAAGCUACAUAUGUUGAUCUUUCUGAAAAAUAUUAUGAAAGGCCAAAAGUUGUAAAUGAGUUUUUCCUCAGUUGGACUCAAAGCAAAAAAUUCCUGUUUGGAUUAAAAUGUUUGUAGGUCCCUGAUUUAAAGGAAAAAAAAGUUUGUAACUUCUCAUUAGAACGUAAUUUCACUAAAACUAGGUCAAAAAUAAAUAAAUAAAUAGAUAAUUCUUGAAAUGGAGAGCAUAGCUCCUGUUGGUCGUUUCUGAUCAGAACAUUUCUUUUAAGCUAAGCUGGGCAUGCAGACGUCCGGAUGCAGGAAAACCGAUAUAAGUAAUGGGGGUUUGUGUGGUUAAACUGUCUGCCGGUGCUGCAGUCCUCCACAAUAAUUCAGAAUACAACAGAGAGAGGAUCAAACAUUCACUGUGCAUCUAGUACUAAACCGGGGCUGGUGCUAGAGCUGCUUCUUUCCUAGCUCCA